This is a messenger RNA of Heterotrigona itama, 4474 nucleotides long. Lineage: Eukaryota; Metazoa; Arthropoda; Insecta; Hymenoptera; Apidae. The record is from the annotation of a GenBank genome assembly.
AGACAAGUGCGCACAUGUGGCCAGAAGUUGUCGUCGAUAUUUUCUUCAGCACGAUGACAAAGGCUCGCGAAGAUACGGGCUCGUUGAAUUUGCCUGUCGCGAAGUGUUCGUGUUUUAGCGCAGACGCGAGAAAGAUCGGUUGACAUUGGCUAGUUUAAAUAUAAUCGCGGUUCAUCUGGCGCCGCGAUAAGGUCUACGCAGCGAGGUUACCAACUAAUAUUUCACUCUUCUGAUCUUUUUUUUCAGGUGGAACGUCAUCGUACGACGCUCGUAGGAUCACCGCAAAGCGAGAUAAAAAUAAGAAAUCGCAAAAAUUACCUUCCACUGCGUCGAGGAAAGGAUCGGCGACGACGACGACGGCAAACAUCAUCGUCAAUGCGAUCGUCAGCAUCGUUGAACGAUCAGCGAUUUUGCGAGACUGCGGUCGAAUCUUGAGAUGCAUGAUCACUGGCCCCAUCGGCGUAUCUCAGCGAAGACAACGAAGACAACGAAGGUGUGAAACGUACGAACGAUCGCGAACGAUAACGACAGUGUUGGCAUGUCGGCGAGAAGCGGACUCGCAUGAGAACCAAGUACCACACUGGAGCGCAGUCCGCGAGCGACUGAGCUUUUCGUCGCACUUGCGGCCUCGAGGCUCCGGUAAGCUUUUUACUCGACUGAGUGGGUGAGAGGAAGAAAGAGACCAGACGAUGUCGAGAGAGAACGAGAGAAAGGCAGAGAAAGACGACGAGGAGCGAAUCGAAUGCAAGAUAGGGACGAAGCGAUUGCGUGUGGGAGGAGGGAAAAGACGCGUGGCGCGUUGUCACGCAGUGCAACUGCUAUUGUGACAUCUUCGGGCUGUACCCACACGAUCCUCCGAUCAGUGAGUGUUGAUUGUAUAUAAUAAAAAUGGCGGCCAGUAAACCACCGGAAAUGAAUUACACGUGCGAAAUUUGUGGCCUGGAAGGUUUCAAUGACGAAGAAAUGAGAUCUCAUAUGGUUUUCUAUCAUCUGCAAGGAGCCGCAAAUUGCCCCUUUUGCGAUUUAGGUGAAAUUUCGCCAACAGAAAUGUUGACCCACGUUAACAGUGCCCAUCUCGAUUAUUUAACACCAAGUACUCCAGAGAAUGAUAUGAUGGCAUUCAUUGAUGAUGAUUCAUUAGUGGAUGAUAGAAGAGAUGAUGAAUGCCGUGGUCCAUGUCCUUCUCCAACCAUGUCUCCAAGUCCUCCACUUCUUCAAAAUGGUUGGAGUAGUUCAUUUAAUGUUCCACGUGUUAAACAGCAACAAGAGGUACCAAAAGUGGAAUCACAGAUUUCUGGUGCUAAUGUGAAUAAUAACAAUAACAAUAAUAACAUUGGGAAUGUCAAUAAUGUUAUUGAAGGUGCAGCUGGGCAUGGGUCUCCACUGCGUUCAGGCCUAAAUUUACAACUACGUUCUCAUGCUUCACCAAAACUUCCAGUUCAAGAAUGUCCUAUGUGUCCCUACAGUUCUGACAGUCCGUUAAGGCUAGAAGAGCAUAUCAACAGACAACAUUUUGAUCUCACUUCGCCGUCCUUUCCACCUGAAUCUCCACCACCACGUGAUGGUGUUUUUAACUGCCCUCUUUGCAUUACAUCUUUUCCAAAUUCUUCUGAUCUUGAGUUACAUGUUAACAUAGAACACAAAGAUAUCUUGAGCCCUGCAAAUGGCGCAAGUUCUCAAUCAGCUCAAGCAACUAUUGGUAGUGAUACACCUGCAUGUCCAGUUUGCUUCAGUGCUUCAUUUAAAAGCAACGACGAAUUAACUGCACAUAUUGAAGAACAUUUCAGUAAAAAGUGUACUCCAUCUCCUAUAACUCCAGAUUUGUCUACUGAUAGAAUGUUAGCAAAGGAUAUGGAAAGACUUGAGAAGGAGCUUAGAAAAUUACGUGAACAACGUGAAUUUGAAAUGUUAAGGGCGCAAUAUGGAAUGGACAAUCAGGGGAAUUUUAGAGAACAAAGCGUCACUAAUAUGCAGCGAGCUGUAUAUUCAGGAGAAAUGACGAUUGCUGAUUAUUAUGAAAGACAGACCGAACUUAGAGUCGCCGAAAGUAGCGGCAUCGAUGACGGCAGCUCUUGUACACGCGGAUUAGUUCCCAAGAUACGAGCUGUCAGUCAAGCAUGUAGUAAUGUAUUAAGCACCUGGAUGUGUUCUACUGUAGACCAUUAUGCUACUACUUAUGGAGAUAAAGGAUGGGGAUGUGGUUAUAGAAAUUUGCAAAUGUUAAUUUCGUCACUUUUACAACAUACAGGGUACAAUGAGUUAGUUUAUAAAGCAUGGAAUUCUGGUCUGGGUAGCGGUAGUUCUGCCAAGAUUCCACUACGAAGUUCUAUACCGUCGAUCUCUAGACUUCAGAAAAUGAUAGAAUGGGCUUGGGCCCAAGGUUUUGAUACUCAAGGAGCUGAACAAUUGGGAGGAAAGUUAGUGAACACCAGAAAAUGGAUUGGCCCCACAGAAGUAGUCAUAUUAUUGUCUAGUUUAAGAAUAAAAUGUCAGCUGGUAGAUUUUUAUACACCAACUAAUUCUGAUGGCGGACAUCCCGAAAUGUUUAAUUGGGUUUUACAAUACUUCCAGCGGUGUGAUGAUUUUAAGCCACCUCUUUAUUUGCAGCAUCAAGGUCAUAGUAGAACAAUAAUAGGAAUAGAACAGUUAAGAGAUGGUUCAAUAACAAUGUUAGUACUCGAUCCAAGCCAUAGUCCAGCACAAAUGGCACAAUUUAACAGUACGAGUAGUGCACUUGGUGCAAUGCGUUUGGUACGCAAAUCGAUCGCAGCAAUGAAAGCAAGACAGUAUCAAGUCGUUGCUGUUACUGGUAUCAUGGAAACCGAUUUAGAGUAUCAUGAAAGCAAAGUAUUACGUUUGAUUCGAGUGCCGCAAGAUAGGUGAGAUUUAUUGGCUCGAAAAGAAAUUAAAUAUUUUGGGAAGACGAUAGACUGCCUCAAACCAAUUUUAUCCAGCAUCCUUAAUGUUACAUGACCGCAAUGUUCUAGGUUUUAUCAUUAGGAGAUUUACUCCAUCGUAGUAGUUGCAGAAGUAUUAUUUAACAAUAUAUUCUUGCAUAUUUCCGCCAUUAUAUGUCGGCUCCUCAAAUUAUGUGUAUCUAAAUCUGCGUCGUGAUCCAGAAUUUUUGGAAAAUUGACCGACGAACCUAUUAAAAAUUGUAAUUUCUAAAAAAAAGGUGUCUAUGUGUCGCGCGUAUUAAUCUUUUUUUAAUUCAGGAUCGGCUCUGAAAAUAUUGUAUUAAGAUGUGUGCUUGAGAAAGAAAGUUACAGUAAAGUUACAGAUGAAUUUUAAAGAUAAAAUCAAUUCGAUCGUCAUUUCUUGAUCAUAAUGUUCUGCUCAAUUUUCGUCGCACCGAACAGGCUGUGCUAAUUUUUAGUCGACCAAUCGUCCUAUGCCGAUCGGUUGCAUCAGCGAAAAAAGCCAUGGCAGAGCUUAAAAAAUGAGACUCUUUCGUAGCUGUGAUGCUGUUAUCGAUUUAAUGCUAAUCACCGAUUCUAAAUAUUUUUGAAGACACUCCACGUGAUCGAAAUAUUAAAGAAAGCAUUGUCCGCGUUUUGUCUUCUUUUUCACUUGUAUUUUACAUUUUUAAUAAACGUUGUUGUCAAAAUGUUGUCAAUUUUUAGUCAAUAAAAGUACCAAUAACAAUACAUCGCAAUGCUCGUGGCGAUAACAAAUUUUAUAUACCGUUAAAGAAAUUAUUCUCUAAUCAAUUUUUAUUAUUAUUGCUUUUACAAUAGUUUUUGGAGUGUCUGCAAGAAUAGAUAAUAUAUUUCCAUAUUAUAUAUACAUUUAUCUAUAUACAUAUACACAUACUUGCACACACACUUCGUUAUAUCAUACUUCAUUCACUCAUACAUAAAGUACAACUACUUUCAUACUACUUAUGAAUAUUCUAUUUAAUUAUUGAAUUACUUUAAGGCUACUCAUACCUUUUUUGUAAGUCAAACACAAUGUUGUGAGAGGAAAUCAGAGAAUGAGAUAGUACAGUCCAUUAAUUGGACAUUGUACGAGUACAUUGUAUGACCAGUUGCAUCGUUUUUAUUAUUAUAUUUAUAAUCAUCAACAUUAUUGUUAUUAUUAUUACACUUAUUGUAUAUUAUAAAUUAUAUUGAUACACAUAUGUACACAUUUGUUAUUUUCGAGAUUUUAAAGUUAUUGAAAAAUUUGAUGUUUGUUAUUGUGAAACAUAUUUUAAGAGGAAAAUGUAUUAUCAUUUUAUAGCUUUAAUUUAGUAUUCAAAUGCACUAAUUGGGUGAAAAUUUGUCUUUCUCCUUAGUAGGACUAGAUGUAAUAAUUAUAACUGACAGCAAAAAUACAAUUAUUACUUGAUUAUAUUUUGUCAUAUGCUCAUUAAAAAUAUGUUCAACAUUUUGGAAUGUUCAAGCAAAACAAGCUAUGGAAUUGUUAAGCAAGUGUAAAGAAACUUCAAAUUAUUCACAUGUCAAAUUAAAAUAUAUGCUUUGUUAGAAUUCCC